AUGGAAAAAGAUUCAACAUACACUGGUCAGAAAGAUAAACGAACGCUGGCACUCAUUAAACCAGAUGCAAUUCAAAAUACAAAUGAGAUUGAAGAUAUGAUACUGAAAAAUAGUUUUACCAUCUUGCAAAAGCGUCAAGUUACAUUGACAGCUGAACAAUGUUCCGAUUUUCAUACUGGCAGUAAGCAUUAUGGCAAGCUUUUUCCAUCUCUCGUUGCAUUCAUGACGAGUGGACCAAUAUUAGCCAUGAUGUUGAAGAGAGAAAAUGCAAUAGGUGCAUGGCAAGAAUUAAUUGGGCCGACAAAUUCAACCCAAGCUAGAGAAUCAUAUCCUGACAGUAGAGUACUGUCAGAUGUUCGAGCACUUUUUGGCACAAAUGAAGAGAAAAAUGCUGUGCAUGGAAGUGAUUCACCUGUUAGUGUUGAAAGAGAAAUAAGAUUCUUCUUUCCAAAUUCAAAUCCUACUCGACCCGUUAUCAUCUUUGGACCAUUUAAAGAAACUAUAUAUGAUCGAUUAAUGACCGAUAAACCAGAUAAAUUUGCAAUUAGUGUACCACACACCACUCGUCCCCGUCGCGAUAACGAAAUAAAUGGCCAAUAUUAUUAUUUUGUACCGUCUCGUGAACAAAUGGAAGAAGAUAUUCAAAAUCAUUUAUUUAUCGAAGCGGGAGAAUAUAAAGAAAAUUUUUAUGGAACAUCCGUGCAAGCUGUCAAAGUUUCAGAAUCGGUGAUCAAAUAUUUAAGAGUAGCCGGUUUAUAUUCAAUAACUAUUUUUAUUAAACCACCAGAUGUGAAAUGGAUCUACGAUAGUAUGGGUGCAGAUGCUAAUAAAGAGAGCGCACAAAAAUUAUAUGAUAAAACAGCAGUUGAAACUGAACAAAUAUUUUUGGAUAUGUUUACUGCUGUUGUUAAAGAAAAUACAUUGAACGAUGUCUAUGAAAAAAUAUGUCAGAUAAUUGAAGAACAGCAAAAUAUUGACUAA
Messenger RNA from Didymodactylos carnosus, 981 nucleotides. Lineage: Eukaryota; Metazoa; Rotifera; Eurotatoria; Philodinida; Philodinidae. The record is from the annotation of a GenBank genome assembly.